Pelmatolapia mariae (spotted tilapia) is the source of this 1101-nucleotide messenger RNA. Its product is annotated as NACHT, LRR and PYD domains-containing protein 1b allele 3-like. NCBI's taxonomy places the organism in Eukaryota, Metazoa, Chordata, Actinopteri, Cichliformes, Cichlidae. Gene Ontology annotation, biological process: regulation of apoptotic process. Bases 1 to 1101 code for a protein of 366 amino acids. The transcript is spliced from 2 exons. The record is from RefSeq and is a predicted model, not a curated record.
AUGACAAUGAAAUAUGAACCUAUCCUUGACAUCACUGUUGAUGGCUCUUAUGAUAAAACCUACCAGUCCCAGUGCUCCAGUGCAGGCCUGUACCAGUGCAGUGUUACCAGCCUGGUGUUUGUCAUGGAGGGAGAAGGAGACGUGGUUUACAGGACUGUCCCUUGGAACAGGAGGCAGCUGGCCCAACACCACAAGAAGCCUGCAGGACCCCUGUUUGACAUCAAAUGUCAGCAGCAGUCUGUGUGUCAGCUCCAUCUCCCACACUGUGAGCUCAUCUCCACAGGUGGAGGUCAGUCCUUGAAGGUCGCUAAUGUGAAGGAAGAGGGUAUUGAGUUCAUCCCCCCUCAUCAGAUAACAGAAAGUCAUGUUGUUAUAAACAUCACAGACUUUUCUGGUUUUGGUGUUGUCAAGGAUGGAGACUCUCCCCCUGGCCCAGUCCAAGCGAUGGUUCUGCUCUUCUACAAACCUCCAGAAGAACUUAAUCUCAGAUCCUUCCUCAAAGUAUUGUUGUUGCCAAGGAACAUCGUGAUCCAUGAUUUUAAAGACAAGAGGAGAGAAUUAGUUGGUGAAGAGAUGUACAUAGAUGUACCCUCAAAAUGUAUUCUGUAUCCAAAACAGGUUUACAGUCUGUCCACUGUCCCUGACGAUGACCUGAUUAACAUUCAACCAUAUGAAGCAGAGUAUCCUAACUACUCCAUCACAACCUUCCAGGUGAUUUUAAAAACAAUGAUUGCAGAUAUUAACCUGAGUGUGACACACCAGAGCAGCUCCAGCUGUGUCUGGGAAAGAGAGGUUUGUCUUUUGCCCAAAAGAGUUAGAACCAUGAUUUCUUCUCCAAAUAAGAGGCUUUUAAAUGUAAGGAGCUCAUUCAUUGAUAGGAUAUCAGGACCUGUUCUCAGCAGUCUGAUGGACAAAUUCCUGGAGAAAGGGGUGAUGGUUGAUGGUGACAGGGAGGAAGCAGACACAAUGCAAAGCAGGAGCGACAGAGCUCGUUUUGUUAUCGACACUGUGAGAAGGAAAGGUGAAGCUGGCAGUUCACAGAUGAUUGAGUUUCUGCGUGUGCUUCACGCCUUCCUUCACAGAAAUCUUUUUUUGAUUUGA